AAUUUUCCCAUUUCUCGACACUUUCAAAAUAGGUGUAAUAUUUCAUGAUGACAGCAAUGAAUCAGAAAUUGCAUUUCGUUAUGCAAUUAAACGGAUCAACAUGUACGAGUCGGGCUUUGAGUUGGAGCCAUUAAUACGAUAUGCGUCUUCGUAUGAUAGCUUCAAGACUGAACGGAUUGUUUGCGAAUUAAUCAAUGAAGGUGUGGCAGCAAUAUUUGGGCCAGGAACGACAGAAACAUCUGGUAUCGCAUCGUCUGUUUGUAAUACAGUCGAAGUUCCACACAUCAUAACACAUUGGGAGAGGGAAAAAGUUGGAAUGACUAAUGAAGAUUCGAGUCCAUUUACUUUAAAUCUUUAUCCAGACACUAAUGUGUUGUCGCGAGCAUAUGCUGAUCUUUUGAUUGAUUAUACUUGGAAGAGCUACACUAUAAUUUAUGAAGAUGAUGAUUCAUUGAUAAGACUCAAGGAUAUAUUGCAAAUUCAUGACCCUCAAAGCUCACCCGUUACUGUUCGACAAUUGGGUGAUGGACCAGAUUAUAGACCUCUCCUCAAACAAAUUCAAACAUCAGGCGAAAGUCAUAUAAUUCUCGAUGUCUCAAAUUUAGAUAAAAUAAUCACUUUAUUGCGUCAAGCGUCAGAAGUCAAAAUGAUGGAAGAAUAUCAGAGCUAUAUUAUUACAUCCCUUGACACCCACACUUUGGAUUUCGAGGAAUUGAAAUUUAUGCGAGCUAAUAUUACUGCGAUGCGUCUCAUCGACCCCUCAAGUUUCGAUCUUAUGAACGCAAUUCAUGAUUGGGAACUUGGUGAGCGUCAAUUUCAAAGGAUGUAUCGAAUAGCAGCGGAGAGUGUUAAAACAGAAACUGCCUUAUAUCAUGAUGCUGUAAGAUUAUUUGCAGCAGCUGUUCGUGAGCUUGAUGCUACUGAAGAGAUUGAGACGGAAAAGAUAGAUUGUAAGCAACCUCAACAAUGGGAACAUGGAAAGAGGAUUGCGGAAUACAUGAGACUUCGAACGGACAACGGUAUCACUGGUAGAAUAGUUUUUAAUGACGAUGGAAAGCGUUCUCACUUUCAACUGGAAAUAACAGAAUUAUCAAAGGAAGGAUUCAAGAAAAUUGGUACGUGGGAUCCGGAACAUCAUGUAAAUUACACGCGAACACUUGGUGAAGCAUACGAGCAGGUUAUUGAGGCAUUACAAAACAAAACAUUUAUCGUGGUGUCACGAAUCGCUGCACCGUUUUUAGAUUAUAGAAAAUCGGAAGAUGGAGAAGUGUUCGAAGGAAAUCAACGUCUUCAAGGUUAUUCCCUGGACUUGAUUGAUGCUAUUUCCAAAAUUCUUCACUUCAACUACCGCUUUGAAAUCGUUCCGGAUGGAAAAUAUGGUUCAUAUAAUAAAGUCACAAAGCAGUGGGACGGCUUGGUGAGACACCUUUUGGAUAGAAAGGCUGAUCUAGCAAUUUGCGAUCUAACCAUCACGUAUGAACGAAGAACUGCUGUUGAUUUUACAAUGCCAUUCAUGACGUUGGGCAUUAGCAUUCUAUUUUUGAAGCCAGUCAAACAAGAUCCAAAUUUGUUUUCAUUUUUAUCACCCCUGAGUGUUGAUGUUUGGGUUUUCAUGCUUGCUGCUUAUCUCGGCGUUUCGAUAUUGCUGUUUGUGCUGUCAAGAAUGGCUCCAGAUGACUGGGAAUCAUCACAUCCGUGUAAUCAAGAACCGGAAGAAUUGGAGAAUAUAUGGAAUAUGCACAAUUGUAUUUGGCUUACGAUGGGCAGUAUAAUGGGUCAGGGAUGUGAUAUCCUUCCUAAGGCAAUUUCAACUCGAAUCGUGGCUUGUAUGUGGUGGUUUUUUGCAUUGAUUAUGCUCGCCUCGUAUACAGCAAAUUUAGCGGCAUUUUUAACAAUGGAGAGAAUGGACGCAACAAUUAAUUCUGCUGAGGAUUUAGCGAAGCAGAGUAAAAUUAAAUAUGGCGCAGUUAAGGGCGGAAGUACAAUGAAAUUCUUUCAGGAAUCGAAUUUCUCUACAUAUCAGCGAAUGUGGGCAGCUAUGGAAUCAUCAAGACCGACAGUAUUUGUAAAUAACAAUGACGAAGGACGCGACAGAGUGUUGAAAGGAAAGCGUCAAUAUGCUUACUUGAUGGAGUCAACAAUGCUCGAAUAUUUCACAGAACGCUAUUGUGAUCUAGUUCAAAUAGGUGGUCUAUUGGACUCGAAAAGCUAUGGAAUAGCGCUUCCAUUGAAUUCACCAUAUCGUACGGCAAUUAGCGGUGCUGUUUUAAAGCUACAAGAGGAUGGAAAAUUGAGUGCUUUGAAGGAGAAAUGGUGGAAAGGAGGAAUGUGCAAAAAGCCCGAAUCUGGCGGCUCUGAUGAUGCUGCUGAAUUGGGAAUAGAUGCUGUUGGUGGUGUUUUUGUGGUUUUGGGUUUCGGAUGUCUUUUUGCACUAAUUGUUGCUAUCCUUGAAUUCCUAUGGAAUGUCAAAAAGGUCGCUGUUGAACAAAAGUUAACACCAUGGGAGGCAUUAAGGAGCGAAUUAUUAUUUGCCGUAAACAUCUGGAUCAUUACAAAGCCUGUUUGUAAUCGUCUAUCAGAAUCAGAGAGUCCAAAAUCGACGCCUCGCUCGCAAAAAUCAUCGAGAUAUGGCUCAGAAGCACAAAGCAGCAAGGAAAAAUCCGUGCACAGUGUCAAUCUAAAUAAUGAAAAAGUAAAUGGCUUUACAUCACGCAGUCUUUCACAUUUAAAUCGAAUUGGAAAUUUCUUUACUCGUAAAAACAAUUCCGAUUGAAAAGCGAGCGAGAAAAUCAAUUUGCAAUUACUUUAUGCUGGC
Molecule: messenger RNA, 2815 nt
Organism: Chironomus riparius
Lineage: Eukaryota; Metazoa; Arthropoda; Insecta; Diptera; Chironomidae
Source: the annotation of a GenBank genome assembly